CCUCCCAGCCUCUGUUGGCCCAUGAGUAUACCUCCUCCUCCUCACAAACCAGCCUCAUGCCUGGCUCUUGCCUUGUUCAGGUGAGGCCAUUGGUUGACUGAUGAGCAGCAGCAGACGUCCUUCUCCCAUUGAGAAUAUGACUGCUGGGUCAGCCAGGUGAGAACAUGGCAGGGAAACACUCACUCCCAGUGGUCUUUCUGGUUUCUGUUGGUGAGAGGAUGUUGCAAUAAUCCAUAGAUAUUUCAAUAAUUUACAGAUGAAAACAAACACAUUUGUGUUUGGGAAUGGCUAAACAUUGUAUUUGCUGUAAGAGUGCACAAGGCGUAAGCAUCAUCGCAUCACAUAGUCCAGAAGUUUCAGUCAAUGUUCUUUACAAGCAGUUUAUUUCAUGUUAUUAGUCCUUAGAUUUUUAGUGCUAGCACUUCUAAUACAGGAUAGUAUUUCCCCAUUAUUUUAAAUGAUUAUAUCUACUUUCAGCACAAAAUUUCACAGUGGCAUAUGCCAUUCAGGCCUUUGAACAAUAUAUAGCUGUAAAGAAUAAAUGUCCAGAGGAUGAAGCAGGGACAUUGUCUAGAAUUCAUGAGAGCAGUUACGGUAAAAAGUGACCUUUUAAGUUAAGGUUUAACUAAGCUUAAGUUUUUAAAGCCUCAGAAUUUACAUAUCUAUGAAAGCACACUCCUGAUAUGACUAGGACUUGCCGUCAUCUUUAGCUUUAGCUUGAAGGGGAUUGCCUGUGACUGUUGGACAGUUGGACAGGGGAAAAGAGAACAGAUUUUUGUUUUCCGAGGCAAACGGGGCCACGGUUGUGACGCAAGGAGCUGGUUAAUUUAUCACCUUAACUCACAUCACACACACACGUUUCAUGUUCUUGAAUGCUUGUAUCGGCGGAAGUGGCUGCGUAGGAAACAUACACACACACACACCCACACAGCGUUUUUUUAUUCAGUCUGUGAAUAUGCUGCCUCACCACGGAAAAUAUUGUCUUUGCAUGGUAUUAUUGCGUCAUUAAAUGAAGAUAUAAACUUACCAUUAUACCAGUUUAAUAGUCUACAUUAUACCAUUAAAAUAAUAUUUAAUAUGAUUUCCAUAUUAUACUUUACAUUUCCAUACUCUUCAAUUGAAUGGCCCACAGUUAGAAUGUUUAGAAUGGCAUUUUGAAUUUGUAAGCAAAUCUGGAUAUUUAUUGGAAUUCCCCAUAAAUAUCUUGACAAUAAAUCGUUCCAUAUUGCAGAGGCCUAGCUGGACGUGUCAGAAGUAAUGUUUCAUGCAAACCACGUCAGCGAUUUCUCAUCCCUCGCUAAUUUUAGCUGUUGUCAUGAUGCUGUAGUGUGAUGAAUUGGGCGUUUCUAAAUGUGUUCUGCAGUGCCUCUGAAGGGGCUGUAGUAUACACACAAGGCUGGGUCUUAAAUCCUACAAAGGCUGACAUUGCGCUCAUUGGGCAGAGCUGCUAAUAGCUUGCUGCGGAUCAGCACAAUUUCAUAAGGGGGAUUUGGAUAAUGAUCACAUGCUCAUAAGCAGUGUGUACUACGAGCUGAUCCUGCUCGGACUCUUGUGGACGUUCCUAACUCCAGAACCCUGGGCCGUGGUGUUCUCCAUGGCUAGGUUUGGGACCCAUCAGCGUGCUAAGACCGGAGGCAGGUCUGCUGUCUGUCAGGGCGGCCGGGCGCUGUUGACCGUGUGCUGCACUUUAAAUUGCCCAGUAACCUGCUCUGGGAUUAUACUUGACACUGCUAACACGCCCGAAUGGAAAUAUAUGCAUUAAUCUAAAUCCCUAAUCCUAUCAAGUGAAAACCACAACAAGCUGCCGAGUUGUUUUUGGAGGGCGAGGGGCUCAGUGGCUUAGCAUAUGAGAACCCCCCGCACCUCAGCCCAGCAAACAUGUGCCUGUGACGGAAGGCAAAACAUAUCUUAGGUCUUCUUCUUCUUCAGUUGUUCCAGAGUAGCAUCGAAACCCUUGGAAGGAGCUGGCAGAAAGGCUUUGAUCUGCAGACCAGCCUCCAGGCCUGUGGUGUGUUUGUAAGACCUUCUAGAUCUGCUGGUUUGGUUUCAGGGACCACUUGGCCACGUUGUUGUUGGCGGGCAAUUCUUGAAGGAGGCUGCGGGAAGGGGGUAUUCUGAGAAAGAUGCUGGGGUCAGAGCGCGGCGUCGUGGAGGAGUGGCUCUCAGAAUUCAAGACCUUACCAGAAACCCGCAUCCCCAGCUACGCAGGCAGCCUGCACCUGAAGAAGACCCUGGUGCCAGCGCUGUACCGGGUCAUCCAAGACCCCAACAAUGAGCUGCUGGAGCCCGUGUGCCAUCAGCUGUUUGAGCUAUACCGGAGCACCGAGGACCGCCUUCGCCGCUUCACCCUGCAGUUCCUGCCCGAGCUGGUCUGGGUGUACCUGCGCGUCACGGCCAGCAGGGACCGCCAGAGCAACGGCUGCAUCGAGGCCCUCCUGCUGGGAAUGUACAACCUGGAGAUUGUGGACAAAGAUGGCAACAGCAGGCUCCUCUCCUUCACCAUCCCGUCUCUGUCCAAGCCCUCGGUGUACCACGAGCCCUCCAGCCUGGGCCCCAUGGCGCUGACGGAGGGGGCCCUGUGUCAGCAUGACCUGAUCCGGGUGGUGUACAGUGGAGUCCAUCCACAGAGAGAGACCUUCACUGCACAGAACAGGUUCGAGGUGCUGUGUUUCCUCAUGCUCUGCUACAACUCGGCCGUGGUGUACAUGCCCCUGUCCUCCUACCAGUCAGCCUGCCGCAUGACCUCACGGUUGUGUGUGUGUGGGUUCCCACGGCAGCAGCAGAAGUCGUGGAGAGAGCCGUGUAACCGUGUGCUGCUAGACCCGGAGUUCAUGGUUCAGAUGCUGACCGCCGUCUACCACGCAAUAUACAAUGGAGAGUGGGAGCUGGGUCGAGAGGCUCUAGAGGACAUCCUAUACAGAUCCCAGUUAGAGCUCUACUCCCAGCCGCUACUGGUGGGGGACGCCAUGAGGAACUCCCUGCCGGCCAGCGCCCCUGACGAGCCCCGGGCCCGCCAGGUGCUCCAGGUGGAGGUCACGCCCACCGUCAGACGCAUCUCCAUCUCCGCCAUCACCACCGCCUCCAUCCGCCGCCACCGCUGGAAGAGAGAGGACGCUGACGGCAUGAGCGGGGGCGAAGACUCGUUCAACCUCAAUGACCCCGAUGAGGGCUUCUCCUCGGGGGCGUCAAACAGCAGCCAGCCCAGCGCCACCAAGCCGGGCGUGGCCGGGGGCGUGGCCGGGCGCGCCAGCAGCCAGAAGGGCGGGGGGCUGGGCGGCGGUGGCAGCAGCAUCAAGAAGGCGGUGACGGCCCGUCUGUCUCGGGACAAGGAGCGGGAGAGGGAGAGGGAGAGGGAGAGGGAGAGGGAGAGAGAGAGGGAGAAGGAGGUAGAAAAGCAGCAGAAGGAGGUGGAGAAGCAGCAGCAGAAGGAGGUGGAGAAGCAGCAGCAGAAGGAGGUGGAGAAGCAGCAGAAGGAGGCGUUCCAGCGUCAGCUGAGGCGCCAGUCUCCGCCCGCGGGCAUCACGCUGGACACCAUCCAGCUGAGUCCCAUCAAGAAGCACCUGAGCUUCCCGGCCGGCCCUGCCCUGGUCCGCACAGCCAGCACCUCCUCCAGCAAGUCCUUCGACUGCAUGAAGCUCAGCCUGAACGGGGCGGGGCAGGCGGGGGAGGGGCCGUCCGGGGGUGGGGUUGGUGGGGCGAAGGCGGGGGGGUCCCGGCGACACUCCACCAUCAGCCUGAAGGAGGAGCACCUUGUGCGGCCGGAGGAGAACCAGGACCUCCUGGUCGCCGGGGCGCCCCUCACGCCCCAGUCCCGCUCGCCCAGCUUCAACAUGCAGAUCAUAUCCCAGGUGUAACACACACACACACACACACACACACACACACACACACACACACACACACACACACACACACACACACACACACACUCUGAGCUACCUGGUCCUGUCGCUUGAGGAAUCGAACUGUGUGUUUAAGAGGUGUGUUGGAGAGAGUCUGUCUAUGUGUGGAUGUUUCUGUGUGUGGUUCUGUUUAUAUAUUUGGGUGUGCCUGGAUUGUGUAUUUCUGUUUGCUGACAGAAGACAUGCCCAUCCCCAGGUGAAAGGGUGAACGUUGCCCAUGGACACUGGUCAGUCUCCAACUGAAAACCAUUCCUCAUCUUCCUGCCGUCUGACUGGACGGCUCGCGGGGGUCAUGGAGGGAGAGACACACACACACACACACCAGUCCAACAUGUCCGUCAUUAUCCUCGUCGUGGGCGUGUGUAUCACUGGUUUCUUCCCAUUGUUCCGACUGGGGGGACAGGAGGCAGGGGUCAUCAUUCAGAUACAGAGAGGAGGAGGAGCAAGCUGGAUGAUUCUGCUCUUGGUGUCCGAAUUUUAAACGUUGCGGACUGAAUCGGUGUUGGCCCAAAAGAUUCAGCAAUAAGGUGUGUGUGGACGUGUGCUCGUUCUCUCCUCCUACUCGCUCAUUCCUGGACUCAAGUGCAAUCUGUCCCUGUGACAUCUUCUUUAAAGUCUUCUGAUUUUAUGGGUGAUUAUACGUUUCAUUUUCUUUUACCAGUGGCAUAACCCCAGACAGAUGUCAUGUGGGAAUUGAAACGAUUAGGUCAAAUAACUGAAAUCCAAAGAACAUAGUUCUGGUUGUUUCCUGUUUUUGUUUCAAAUUAUAACUUUCAUUUGUGUAGAGAAACGACAGAAGCUUUUUUUGCUUUUAAGCAUAAAUGUUUUCUACUUAUUUGAUUUUUUGCUGUUAGGAUGUGAGGUCCUGGUCCGAACAGAUCUACACAUGUAUCUCUCUAGCUAUUCUAAGGGAGACUGAGUUCCCUUUACUUUAUUUCAAGGGGCAAAUUUAUCAUUUGCUGUAAUAAAAUGCCUUGGUGGUUCAGGGUAGAAGUAUACCGCCCCCUGCUGGCUCUGAACACUGGGUUCAGGGUGGCAGUAUACCGACCCUGGUGGCUCUUAACAGUGGGUUCAGGGUGGCUCUGAAAAUUGAGUUCAGGGUUGCAGUAUACCGCCCCCUGGUGGCUCUGAACAGUGGGUUCACUCCAACGUCCAUCCAGUGUUUUGUGCGCCCUGAUUGGAUGCUCAUUGUUUUUGUUCUACCUCAUCGUGCAACACAUCACCUGCCACUCAGAUCAGUGCUGUUCUGUCUGAGGUGGGACAUGAGUUCAGAUUAAUCCACCAUUAAACAGCCCCUUUAUAGAGUAAACUGUAAUGACGAUGUUCAAUAGGUUUGUUGAAAAAUUCAGUUCAUUUAUUUUGUGCCUAGAGUUUUAAGUCUGUUUGGAUCCACUUAAAAUACACAAUCUAAUAGCACGUCUGUCCUACUUGCUCUAUCUUCAACUGUCUGCUUAUAGGUGUAGAUUUAAUUUCUAGUUUAAAUUGUGAACGAUUACUAUUUGUUUUUAUUUGGUUAUAAUACAAGUGCAAUUUAUUUAGGUUAAUUUUGGAGCUCGUUGAAAUGCCUCUUCUUGUGCACAGCUUUGUUGUUCUGCUUGAGCGCGGAGCCAGGACGAUGGCUGCUAGAUUGAGACAUGAAGUAGUUUCUCCUGGUCUCCAACAGAUGUGCCAAUUUACUCAUUUACUCCUUAAAUCUUUUCAUUAGCUGUUCCAAUGCGUGACUUAUGAGUUUUGGUUUCUGUGCUGUUAUGUGUCAGUUUAUCUUCUCAAUGUGUGAGGGUCACAAACGUCAUUCACGGUCCUCAGAUCAAUAUUCGAUUCCACCGAUCUGGAGGAAUUGUUUUCGAUGUACAAUUUCCUUUUCUCAAAGCAAUCAUGUUCUCUUGCGGUAGUUUUUAUUUUUGGGUAUUAAGAGGAACCUCAGUGAAUACAAUGCGCUGGGGUCAGAGGUCACGCAGGAUACACUGAUACAAUCCAUGGUCCAGUCCUCUUUAAACAGGCUCAUUCUCUACGUAAACAAAAGUCAGCGGGGAAGAGUUACUGCAGUGAAGGGUCACUGCUGCUGCCACUGGGGUCCAGGGGGACAGUGUGCUCGGUGUGUUCAUACGUUAGGGUGUGUUUAUGCAUUUGUGUGUGUGCGUGUGUUAGUGUGUGUUCUUAUGUUGGGAUGUGUUUGUGUGUGAGGGUGUGUGCGUGCGUGCGUUAGGGUGUGUGUGUGUGUGUGCAUGUGUUAGGGUGUGUUUGUUCGUUAGGGUGUUUGUUUGUUAGGGUGUGUGUUAGGGUGUGUGCAUGUGUUGGGCUGUGUUUGUGCGUUAGGGUGUGUGCGUGUGUUAGGGUGUGAUUGUGCAUGCGUUAGGGUGUGAGUGUGCAAGGGUGUGUGCAUGUAUUAGGGGGUGUGCAUUAGGGUGUGUGCAUCCAUCCGGGUGUGGCUGCAUUAGGAUGUGUGCGUGCGUUUUUAUGUCUGUCUGCGUACGUUAAGGCUGCGUGCGUUAGAGUGUGGGUGUGCGUGCAUGCGUUAGUUUGUAAGUGUGUGUGCUUGAGACACAAAGGCACGUGCUCCUCCUUUAGAGAGUGAGAGAAUAGGAGGGAGAGAGCGAUCAAAUAAUACCCUACAUAGCAACAUGCUGUGGUACACAAACACCUGCAUCCUCAGUGUGUUCACGUGCUCCCCCCCCCCCCCCGUUCCUGCUGUAUUCUGCUGUAAUCUGCUGUAUUCUGCUGUGUUGUACCCCCUGGUCACCUGUCGUCCCCCCCCUGCUCAAUACUGUGGUCCAAGACCAGGACGCAACACAUCAUGGCGGACCAGGCCAGAGGCAGGGUUCCUAGGUGUUUGCUUGUGUUGCCCGCCUGACGCUGGUCGGACGGGGGGGUUUACCGUCCUGCAUGUGUUUCUUCAAACGUGUGCUUUUGUUUCGCUAUUUGGUAUAAUGCACUUUAAUCCACCGUUCAUCCACCUCCUCUGUCCCUCUGAUCCAUGUGAUUAAUAUAUAGAUGUGCAGACACCCUCCAUGCAGGGCUCAGUCUGAGUAGUACUUCAACACUGCUUUUAUUUUCUUUAACAAAGUUUAUAUAAAGGUUUAGGGUACAGGUGUAUAUUUUUCUUUCAAAUGUUAAAGAUAUUUAGAGAUAUAUAGAUACCAUACAUAUAUAUAUACGUGUGUGUGUGUGUGUGUGUGUGUGUGUAUAUAUAUCUAUAUAGUUCUAUAUAUAGAUAUAUUUAUAUAUGUGUAAUGAUAUAUAUAUAUAUAUGUAUGUAGAUAUGUAUGUGUAUAUAUGUACAUAUAUGUGUAUAUAUAUGUGUAUAGAUAUAGAUAUACAUAGAUAUAUAUGUAUUCAUAUAUAAGUGAGGGUCAGUAAGGUCUCAGGAUUUCACCGUUUAUUGAAGCUAUACAUGAACCACGUCGGCACCAAUCAGAUCUAUUUUUGGGGGGGUGGGUUUCUGCUGGGCUCCCAGUGAUUCUAUGCAACACUCACUUGUUCUGCCAGGUUCGUUCAGCGUGGGAGAUGAACCGCAGGAAGAAGCUCUCCCCCUCUCCUGCUCGUUAGUUUUCUCACUUUAUCCAGUGCACUCUGUCCUUUGUAGCUCCCCAAUCCCACGGUGGAGCCUCUCCACCCCCGGUGUGAUGUUUGUGUGUCAUUCUGUACAACCAUCCUGCAUGUGGCUGUAAUUAGAAGACGCCACCACUAGGGAGCGUCGUUUGAAACGGGCCUCGGUGGUGAGUGACGGGAGGGGGAGGGGGGAGGGGGGAGGGUGAGAGGGUAACACAGGUCCAUGUCGGUCACUCUGAUAUCAGAGACUUGAUGGAAUGAGAAAAAAAAUUGUUUAUUAAAAGAUGAGUAGAGCACCAUGUACUGUUGUCUGUUGUAUAAAUAGAAAGAAUGACAUAUUUUAAAUCUUGUAAAUAACAAAUGUACAAAAGAGAUUAAAAUCGAAAGGUAUAAAAAAAC
Molecule: messenger RNA, 7850 nt
Organism: Gadus macrocephalus (Pacific cod)
Lineage: Eukaryota; Metazoa; Chordata; Actinopteri; Gadiformes; Gadidae
Product: hyccin 2-like
Exons: 11
Coding region: 2124-3854 (576 amino acids)
Biological process (GO): protein localization to plasma membrane; phosphatidylinositol phosphate biosynthetic process
Cellular component (GO): plasma membrane
Source: RefSeq, a predicted model, not a curated record